UGACGGUGAUCGAGCUGCCGAGUGCGGCUGCGCAGGACUUGAUUGACAGUGGUGAUCGAGCUGCCGAGUGCGGCUGCGUCGGGUUUGAUUGACAGUGGUGAUCGAGCUGCCGAGUGCGGCUGCGCCGGGUUUGAUUGACAGUCAAUCCUGGGCUCAAUGGGUUUGUGCUGCGGAGUUGCUGUGGUAGUAUUUGCUCUCGGCUGUAUUCUUAUUGCCAGGAUUUUCCUGGUACUCGGGAGAAAUGGAGCUCCCAAAGUGGGCAGGCGCGGCUCCGCCAGUGUGCUGGUGGUGCUCGGUUCCGGGGGGCACACAACAGAAAUUCUCAGGCUGAUGGACAGCCUCUCUGCUUCAUAUGUACCCAGACAUUAUGUCAUUGCUAACACGGACAAGAUAAGUGAAGAGAAAGUUCGCAUCCUUGAGGCAUCCAGAACCAAAGGAAAUACUGACCCUCAGCAUACUAUUCACUGGAUUCCUCGUAGCCGUGAGGUCUGUCAGUCCUGGACAUCUUCAGUGGUAACUACAGUGUACUCGCUGCUGUAUUCUAUCCCACUGGUGUUCCAGCUGAAACCUGAUAUGAUUCUGGAUGUCUAAGUGAAGGUUCUUCAUUCUGGUUGAAGAGCCACCUGUUUCUUGAUCUGAUCACAACACUGAUGUUUUGACCUCCUGAAAUGGUCACCAUGCUGGAUCAGAUCCUAAAAUAGAGCAAAAUUUGCCUUGUAACAAUUGCAGAAAUCUGCGGGCAGUUGAAUGGAGGUGAACACUAAUCUUGAUUCCAUUGUAAAAAUUUGCACCACUGCCACAUUUUUUUCUUUCAACCUUCCUGUUUGUUUUAGAGUAGGAAAGUCAUGUCUUCAUGAACAAACCUGAUGUCAUCACUUUUCAUCAAAAUACAUUUGUAUUUGAAGGAGAUGACCAAGAAAUAGAUGAUACCUGUAUACUGAAAAACUGGAGAGUACUGAUGUCUUCUAAACUACAUUCUACUGACUGCAGAAGGCGGCUGUUGCUGCUAAAGAGCAAAUUAAACUGCGUUUUGGAACCAUUAGUGUUUAUUGGACAGUAUAAGGCAUUAAGUGGGCUACUUACAGUUAAAGAUAUUUGCUGAUGUAUACACGUGUUAAUAUAUUGAAGGAGUGAUUGAUUCCAGAUACAAGGACAAGAGUAUUUAAAUUCAAGAAAAAUAGUAAGUCAUCUUUUAUUUACAUCACCUCCUUCACAACUUCAAGAUGCCCUGAAGUAGUUUUACAGUCAAUUUGUUUCCAAUAAACUCCCAAAAAUAGUGAUUCCAACUCGCCCAUACUGACCAGAUAUCCUAAAUUAAGCUAGUCAUA
Molecule: messenger RNA, 1328 nt
Organism: Chiloscyllium plagiosum (whitespotted bambooshark)
Lineage: Eukaryota; Metazoa; Chordata; Chondrichthyes; Orectolobiformes; Hemiscylliidae
Source: RefSeq, a predicted model, not a curated record